ACUCUGGCAAACAUCACAGCAUCCGUUCACACUCACUUUAUAUUGGGGACGUUUCCUUUGCAACCACGAGGGACAGAGACUUUUCUUGGGAACACAAGAUAGAAGCCACUGACCGGGGAACGCAUCGGUUCCCAGUGAGCCGGCCCCGCUCCUUUCUGUCACUCGGGUGGGAAUUUGGAGACGGUCCCUAGCGCCCGGCGGCGCAGUGAGUCCUUUCCCCCGGUUCCUAGGGCGGGCCCAGAGGCGCAGGCGCAGUAGGAUGCGCCUGGCGCUGCGGCGGUUUGAGGGAGCUGUCCGUCCCCUCAGCCGCGUUUGCUCCGCCAUGGCCCAGCGGUCGCGGUCCCCGGGCGGCCCUGCCCAGCGCCCGGCCUCGGUGCUGGGCACCAUGGAGUUCGGGCGCCGCACGGACCAGGAGGCGAGCGGGGCGCUGCUGCGGGCCUUCCUGGAGCGGGGGCACCGGGAGCUGGACACGGCCCAUAUAUACGGGGGGGGCGAGUCCGAGCGCAUCCUGGGGGCGCUGCUGGCGGGCGGCGGCGG
Molecule: messenger RNA, 537 nt
Organism: Chelonoidis abingdonii (Abingdon island giant tortoise)
Lineage: Eukaryota; Metazoa; Chordata; Testudines; Testudinidae
Source: RefSeq, a predicted model, not a curated record